ACUGCAUGCAUCAGCCCCAAAUCUCCCUCACACUCUCUUAACAACUGAACUGUAUAACUCGAACGGUCGACGGGGGUUGUUGGAGCGAGAGCGGACAGAACUGAAUUCCAAUUGAGUCUGAACGUUGACCCUCCUAGUUAUUUGCUUUAUAUUGUUUUGCAUUUUUGUUGCAGUCAAUAUGUCUUUGCUGAAGGUGAUAUCGAGACGAACAUUUCUCCAAGCCAAAAAUGUCUUACCAUCAUUGGCUUGUGGAAUGAGGAAUGUCUCGGAUUCAACAAAUUUGAAGGAUGUGAUGGCUGACUUGGUGCCCAUUAAGCAGAAGGAAGUGCAAGCAUUUCGUAAGAGUCAUGGGACUAAGGUGAUCGGUGAAGUCAUGGUGGAUCAGCUCUAUGGAGGUAUGCGUGGUAUCAAAGGUUUAGUCACAGAAACAUCAGUGUUGGAUGCAGAAGAAGGAAUUCGUUUCCGUGGGCAUACCAUUCCAGACUGCCAAGAAAAGUUGCCUAAAGCUCCAGGAGGUAGUGAGCCACUCCCUGAAGGAUUAUUCUGGCUGUUAAUGACGGGAGAGCUUCCAACUCAACAACAGACUGAUGCAGUGUCCAAGGAGUGGGCUGCUCGUGGGGCUGUUCCUUCUCAUGUAGCUCAGAUGCUGAACAACUUCCCAUCAUCCUUACAUCCUAUGUCACAAUUCAGUGCAGCUAUUACUGCAAUGAACAGUGAUAGUAAGUUUGCACAGGCCUAUACCGAUGGUGUCAACAAAGCAUCUUACUGGGAGUAUGCAUAUGAAGAUGCUAUGGAUUUGUGUGCCAAGCUGACUACCGUUGCUGCCACUAUCUACCGUAAUCUCUACAGAGAAGGAACCAGUGUAUGUCCCAUUGAUGUCAAUCUUGACUGGUCAGGAAACUUUGCUGCAAUGCUGGGUUAUGACGAUGAAAUGUUUAAAGAACUCAUGAGACUCUACCUUACCAUUCACAGUGACCAUGAGGGAGGGAAUGUUAGUGCACAUACAGUCCAUCUGGUAGGCAGUGCUCUAUCGGACCCCUACCUCAGCUUGGCUGCCGGAAUGAAUGGUCUCGCAGGACCAUUGCAUGGAUUAGCAAACCAGGAAGUAUUAGUGUGGAUAACCAAGCUUCAAGAACAAUUAGGAGGUGAAGUAUCUGAUGCACAGUUGAAGGAAUUCAUCUGGAAUACCCUGCAAUCUGGACAGGUUGUACCCGGCUAUGGACAUGCUGUAUUGAGGAAGACUGAUCCAAGAUAUACUUGUCAGCGUCAGUUUGCAUUGGAACACCUGCCAGACGACCCCCUCUUUAAGUUAGUAUCUCAGAUAUAUAAGGUGGUUCCUGACACCUUGUUGGAGCAUGGGAAAGCUAAGAAUCCAUGGCCUAAUGUGGAUGCACACAGUGGUGUACUCUUGCAGUAUUAUGGCAUGACCGAGAUGAAUUACUACACAGUGUUGUUUGGAGUAUCUAGAGCACUAGGGACUUUGUCAUCUCUGGUGUGGGAUAGAGCACUUGGUCUGCCCCUCGAACGUCCUAAAUCAAUGAGCACCGAGGGAUUGAUGAAGCUUACAGGAGCCAAGUAAUUGUAUACAAUCUUUGGUUCUUCUCAAAUACACACACUUAUUAGUUAUAGGUGAUCACUACAAAGAUUGUCAUGUCAUUUUCGAUGUUGAUUUUAUUGAUUGCUGUGAAUGGUUUCAACUAUUCAAAACUCAAAAGUAAAUGUACAUUGUUUUGGAUGUUACUACUAUUACUACCUUGUUUACUAUUCAAUAGAUUUUGUAUAUAAGAAGUUUCCAAACAUUUGAAGAACUUUAUACCAAGAUGGGCGAGUAUCAUAAUAAUUUUUUAAUAUCGACUUAAAGUGAAAAUAUGUCUGAAUUAUUUUCCAGAAGUAAGUUAUGACUCGCAUGCUAGUAGGUACAGCUCUGAGACAGUUAUAACUGUCAUUGCAUACAGAAUGAUCACUUUGCUAAUGUAGGCUGGUUAUUGUUUUGUUUCACAUGUUCUUUCAAUGUUUUGGGAAACUUUUUAUUCAAACAGGAUUUAUAUAUAUAUAUUAAUGCAUACAUGUUUACAAUUUAUGUGAAAAUACAUGUAGGCAUAAAUUUACAGCUACCCAUAACCCAGUUCAAUUUUGAAGAAUGUAGUGUUUUUUGUGGUUCCUUUUUAUUAUAACAUAUAAGAUAUGUUGGACCCAAGAUUACCUCAUUGUCAUUGCUCAAGAAUACUACACUCAUUAAGAAUGUCAAAUGAUUGAUUGCACGACUUUAUACAAUUGAUUUGUUUGAUGCUCAUGUUACAAACAGCAUUUCUUAUUGACAUGUAUAUUAGAUCUUUAUCCUUCUACUCCAGUUUUGGUUAUGCUCCUUUUUGCAAUAGCGAUACUAAACAUUGAUUCUCCACCAAAAGGGUCCUGACUGACUGCUUUUUCUUCCAAGCUUUAGUUUAGUUACAGCGGUUCUAAUGUAAUGUAGAGAACAGACAAAUUCUCUCAUUAUACAGGUCUGUAGCAGGCCAUUGACCUCCACAUCAAUAAAAGAGUACUCUUCAACAUUUGCAAGCAUACUGUUGAUUACAUGCAGUAUUUUUUGUUAAUAAUAAGCCCGAGUAGAAUGCAAAGAAAUAUAGUGAUUUUGUGCCCAAUAUGGGCCGCAGACGCGCUAUAUUUUCCAUUUCACAAGUGCGUGUGAGAAUAAGUUUAUCUUCAAGGAAGCUACACGCAGUUGCAAUAAGUGAUGGAACUGCUUUUGAACGGCUGUACAUUUUCUUAGCUUAAAAUAGCGCAAUACAAUGAGUUAGAGCAGCGCAGUAUGCAGGUUGUGAUAUGGGACGAGUGAUGUAGGUUUAUAUCACACCUUUUCUUGCCAUGGGUUGACCAAUCAAGCUUGAGGAUUCAAUAUUGCUUGAAGAUAAUACUUGUUAGUGGAAUACUGCAUUUAUCUUAAGGUUAUAGGGUGCUGGUGCAGUUACACACAAUACAACACUGAACUCAAAUUAAACACAUUUAAUUAUGUCAUAUUAUGUGUUCAUCUAAAAUGGAAAUAUGAGGAGAGCAUGUAUUUGGUGGAAUCAAUGGGUGCGUUUGAUUAGCUUCCCUUGGUCUGCGUUUGAAUAGCUUUGACAUCAUUCCAGGGGCUCACCCGGGUCAGCUUGUAGAGUAGGUCACUUGGGGCUGGCCUGAGGUGUAAUGAUGUCACCACAAGAUGGUGGUGAUCGUUCGAUUAGCUCUUGUCAGGGGCUCACCUGAGUGAGCACAGGGUUUGACAAAGGAAAGCUAAUCAAAUGCACCCUAUACGGUGGAAUCAAUGUAACAAGGUAUAACAAUAGCUUGAUUUAUAUUUUGUCAGAUGAACAUUCUCUAAAUAGUUGAGGCUCAAGAUAACCCUCCUACUAUCUGUACCAUGUAACUGGUUGUGAGAUAUUUCUGCAGCUUAUAAGGAGAUAGUUUUCAUUUACAUGUACUGCAAAACUUAAUAUUCCACCAUGCGAAGUUUGAAAUCCUACAUAAAGCCUGUCAUUUAAAACUGCACUAGACUGCAUCUUUAACUAACACUUGAAAUCAUAUUGCUCAAUAGAAUGUGCAAGUCUCAUGUGAUAAAGUUUAAUUUUCAUCACACAUUACACGUACAUAUUAUAGCUCUGACAUGGGAACCUUAUUUGCAAACAUUAUAAAAAAACAUAUUUAAAACACUUUAUCACAAGUAUAACCCUGACAUAAUUGCUAAAGGAAAAAUGCUAUGAUGAGUAUUAAAUUUGAUGGGUGAAUAAAGUGGUUCACAUUGUAUUGAGUGAUGGUAUUCUGCUGUUGAUUUUGUGGUAAUUAUCGGUUGAUAAUUAUUACUAGGGCAAGUUCGAGUGGGCACAUUUAGUCAACCCGUGCUUGGCUACUGACCAGCAACGUACAUGCGCAGUGACACACUCACUCGAACAAAUCAUUUGGAAGUCAAGUCAACCUUUCGCAUUUUUCGCUAUAGUGUCACUGGUUCCCCUCUGCGCUUUACACAUGUUAGAAUGGAACAUGCUGUUGGGACCAGUGAAGAAACCAUGGGCUUGAGGUUGGUUCCAAGUGGUCGACCAGAGUAGUCAACCAAUGGUCAACCAGCCUGGGUUCGAGUGCAAGUGGUCAAACUAUAGUUAACCAUUGUGCACUCUCGAACUUGCUCUUAUAGUCUACAUAAUAGAUUCUGUUAUAAUGAUUUGGCUAUUAUAAGAUCAUUAUUAGUAGCAUGGUUGGACUGCACGCAUGUCACACGCGGCGACUGUGCCACGCUCGCCAUUUUGAUGGUCAAUUGGCUUACAGUGUACUGGUAAACACUGCGUCGCCUAAAAUGCGCACUUCACUAAAUAACGCGCAGAGACAUUGACAACCAAAAUGGCGCAUCCAAGAUUUAUCUGACGAUGACCUCAGAUGAAUUGGGUCAAUAAUGCUGUAAUAUCAUUCAAAUUGAAGUAAUGAUUGUUACAUCAAAAACAUUGAUAUGAUAUGCCUGUGUUGCAGAUGAGAGAUCUAAAGUUUGAUAGGCUGAUGUUGGUAUUUGUUAUAUUCGUCAUUAUUCAGAUAAAACACUAAAGCUUAUUAUUGUGUAUUUGCUUUAAUCUGUAUACACAUUGCUGACUGCCAUAGCAACUAACUAUGCAUAAUUCUUUAUUUGGGGUUGCUGGGGGAGUUUCUUUGUUUGUUUGUUCAGGUUUGUUUGGGUGGUUUUGUUUUUUCGAGGGGGGGGGGGGCCUUCUUUUGUAAACCCUGUUAUUAAUGUGUAUGUAAUCUUAGGUGAACAACGGCCAAUAUUAAACAAACAAAUUAAUCAAGUAGUAGUAGUCCAUGUAGUCUGGUUAAUUGCUAAAUAGUUCAAACUUUUAAUUUGUGAUUAUUCUAUUGAUUGCCUAUUUUGGUCCAUAUAAAACUUUGAAUGCAAAUUUCA
This is a messenger RNA of Asterias rubens (European starfish), 4921 nucleotides long. RefSeq names its product citrate synthase, mitochondrial-like. Lineage: Eukaryota; Metazoa; Echinodermata; Asteroidea; Forcipulatida; Asteriidae. Gene Ontology annotation, cellular component: mitochondrial matrix. The coding region runs from base 179 to 1579 and encodes 466 amino acids. The transcript is spliced from 10 exons. The record is from RefSeq and is a predicted model, not a curated record. Gene Ontology annotation, biological process: carbohydrate metabolic process; citrate metabolic process; tricarboxylic acid cycle.